AUGAAAACCUACAGACCCAGUGUUGCUCCUAUGAUUAAGGGUGAUAAGUUUAGUUUGAACCAGUGUCCGCAGAAUGAUCUAGAGCGAGAACGGAUGAAAGACAUUCCCUAUUCUUCAACUAUGGGAAGUCUUAUGUAUGUCAUGAUUUGUACUCGUUCAGCUAUUAGCUAUGCAGUUGGGAUGUUAGGCAGAUACGUAAGUAAUCCUGAUAUGGAUCACUGGGUGACUGCCAAGAAGGUGAUGCAUUAUUUACAAGGAACGAAAGAUUACAUGCUUACUUACAGAGCAACUAAUCAGUUGGAAGUGAUUGGUUAUUCGGACUCUGAUUUUUCCAGUUGCCUCGACAGUAGGAAGUCUACGUCUGGUUAUGUCUUUCUAUUGGCUGGUGGGGCAAUUUCUUGGAAGUCCAAGAAACUGACUUGUGUCUCCACUUCCACCAUGGAAACGGAAUUCGUGGCAUGCUUUGAGGCCACAUCAAUGGUGAUUUGA
Messenger RNA from Telopea speciosissima, 489 nucleotides. RefSeq names its product secreted RxLR effector protein 161-like. The coding region runs from base 1 to 489 and encodes 162 amino acids. The transcript has a single exon. NCBI's taxonomy places the organism in Eukaryota, Viridiplantae, Streptophyta, Magnoliopsida, Proteales, Proteaceae. The record is from RefSeq and is a predicted model, not a curated record.